This is a messenger RNA of Macroventuria anomochaeta, 930 nucleotides long. RefSeq names its product phospholipase C/P1 nuclease. The transcript is spliced from 3 exons. Bases 1 to 930 code for a protein of 309 amino acids. Lineage: Eukaryota; Fungi; Ascomycota; Dothideomycetes; Pleosporales; Didymellaceae. The record is from RefSeq and is a predicted model, not a curated record. Gene Ontology annotation, biological process: DNA catabolic process. Gene Ontology annotation, molecular function: nucleic acid binding; endonuclease activity.
AUGAUCUCUACAAAGGCUCUGCUAGCUGCCGCCACUUGGCUAGGUAGGAUAGCAGCCUGGAAUACAGAUGUACACAAUCAGAUUGGCUUCAUGGCCGAAGCCUUCCUCUACCCUGAAACAACUUUGGUCCUCACCGAAAUCCUCGAACCGCAGUACAACGGCUCUAUAGGCCGCGCAGCUGCAUGGGCAGAUGGCUACGCGCACACGACCGAAGGACGCUUUUCGUACCAAUGGCACUGGAUAGACACAUACGACCAUCCGCCGCAGCAAUGUAGCCUCAAUUACACGAGCGAUUGCGUUGAGGGAGGCUGCAUUGUCAGCGCCAUUGCUAACCAGACUGGGAUACUGAAGGGCUGUAUCGGCGAUGUGAGGGCCGGCCUCUUGAAUGGAGGCAGCAAUCUGACGUGCUCAUAUGCACUCAAGUGGGUGUCACAUUUCCUCGGUGACAUUGCUCAACCGCUACAUGCGUCUGGACGUGCUGCAGGAGGGAACUUUUACAGGGUCAAGUUUGCCAACGUUUCGACCGAGCUGCACGCUGUCUGGGACGGAUUUAUCCCUUACUACGCCGCCAAGGUCGACAAGCCUUUCUCGAACCACUCGAUCGAUCCCUUCUUCGAGAACCUAGUUUCUAGAAUUCGCAGAGAUGGCUUCUAUGAAGCUCCAUACAUGUGGGCAGCUUGCAGCGAGCCAUCCACACCCGUGAAGUGCGCAGCAACUUGGGCUACGGAAAGCAAUAAGUGGACGUGCGACUAUGUCUAUCGACGUCUUCAUGGGGACGAAGAUCUUGGCUACAACGGCUAUGCAGACGGAGCGGUCCCAAUUGUCGAGUUGCAAAUCAGCAAGGCUGCUUACAGGCUUGCUACAUGGCUAAACAAGUUAGUUGGCGCCCAAGGACCAGAUUCUGAGGGCCAGGAAGUCUCUGAACUAUAA